UCACUGAUUACCGAUAUCCGAUGGCUAGCAAUCCUUAUGUUAAAUCUGUACUUUUGCUGCUUGGCUUCGGCGGCAUUGGUUAUGGGCUAAUGUUACUCACUGAGCCGAGUGCCGAGAAGUUGGAGCGCAUUAAAGCAUCGGGGUCGGCAAAUAUGGAUCAGCAAAAAAAGGCAUUAUUUAUGCAAAAGCUGAAGGAAGCGGCAACAACGAGUACGCCAAUAUACAGGCAAACAACAGAUGCAGAUAAAAAAGAUAACUAAACUAAGGUUAUUUGUAAUUUAAUUGUU
Messenger RNA from Drosophila hydei, 287 nucleotides. RefSeq lists its product as uncharacterized. The record is from RefSeq and is a predicted model, not a curated record. The transcript has a single exon. NCBI's taxonomy places the organism in Eukaryota, Metazoa, Arthropoda, Insecta, Diptera, Drosophilidae. Gene Ontology annotation, biological process: mitochondrial respiratory chain complex III assembly. Bases 21 to 260 code for a protein of 79 amino acids.